Molecule: messenger RNA, 1953 nt
Organism: Colias croceus (clouded yellow)
Lineage: Eukaryota; Metazoa; Arthropoda; Insecta; Lepidoptera; Pieridae
Product: FGGY carbohydrate kinase domain-containing protein
Exons: 5
Coding region: 276-1907 (543 amino acids)
Biological process (GO): carbohydrate metabolic process
Molecular function (GO): kinase activity; phosphotransferase activity, alcohol group as acceptor
Source: RefSeq, a predicted model, not a curated record
AGUAAUUGAAAAUAUGAUUAAUGACUAAUAUUCAUCUUUUACAUUCUUUUUAAGUUGAAUCAAAUAUUUUAUGUAAAGAUUGUCUGCGAAUGCCUAGUGACUAUAGAUAACAAGGUUAUCAUGCAGAGUUGUACUGCAAGUUUAUCAUUAAUCUUAGCAAAAAGGAAUUAGAUACCAAGGUCAUGCAUCUACUACAUAAAGUGCUAUCAGUUAUUGUUUAUUGUAUGUAUUUAUAAUCGUUAUAAAUAUUGUUCGUGCAAAAAGUGUAGGUAAGCAUGGAUUGCUCAGUCUAUUUUAUUGGAGUAGAUGUAGGAUCUGGAAGUGUGAGAGCCGCUUUGGUCAAUGAAAAUGGUAAGGUCAUAGAAAGUGCAGUUAAGAGUAUACAAACAUGGAAACCAAAACCCGGAUACUAUGAACAAUCAUCAAAUAAUAUUUGGGAAUGCUGUAUAUCUGUAAUUAAGGAUAUUGUGGUUGGUGUGAAUCCCAAGCAUAUAAAAGGUAUUGGAUUUGAUGCAACCUGUUCGUUAGUAGCAUUAGAUGUUAAUGGAAAUCCAAUAAGCAUAAGUGAAACAAAAAAUAAUGAACAAAAUAUAAUUAUGUGGAUGGAUCAUAGAGCACAGCAUGAAGCAGAUUUAAUCAACAAAACUGGCCAUGAUAUUCUCAAAUAUGUUGGAGGUAAAGUCAGUUUAGAAAUGGAAAUGCCAAAACUACUUUGGUUAAAAAAACAUUUACCAAACACAUGGUUGCGGAGUAAAUAUUUCUUCGACCUACCAGAUUUCCUUACAUGGAAAGCGACAGGAUCAGAAAGCCGCUCUCUAUGUUCUUUAGUUUGUAAAUGGAAUUAUGAAUGUUCUUCUGAUGAACAUCAUGGAUGGAAUAAAAACUUUCUAAAAGAAAUAGGACUUGGCGACUUGGCUGUUGAUGAUUUUGUUAAGAUCGGUAACAAAGUGUUAAUGCCAGGUGAAUACUGUGGGGGUUUGCUGCCUCACGUUGCUACUACAUUGGGUUUAUUACCCAACACUCCAGUUGCAACAUCCAUAAUAGAUGCCCAUGCUGGUGGUCUUGGUAUGAUUGGAACUGUUGGAGAAAAAAUUUGUAAUGAUAUGUCGAGUCGUUUGAGCCUUAUAUGUGGGACAUCAACAUGUCACAUGGCUGUUAAUAGCAAACCGGUUAUGGUGAACGGUAUUUGGGGUCCUUACUUCAGUGCAAUGGUACCGAAAAUGUGGCUCAAUGAAGCUGGUCAAAGUGCCUCUGGGAUGCUCCUUGACUAUGUUAUAUCAAGCCAUCCAGCUGGUAUUGAGCUUUUGAAGAAACACAGUACGGGCAAUGUACGUGAACAUUUACGAAAACUGUUACACGAAAUGGCCGCUUCGAAAGGAUUUACCGAUCUUAAUCAAUUGACGAAAGAUUUUCAUAUGUGGCCCGACUUCCACGGAAAUCGUUCGCCUUUAGCUGAUCCUACUAUGACGGGUAUGCUUGUGGGAUUAACAAUUAAUAGCAGUGAGGAGAACUUGGCUCUUUUGUAUCUGGCAACACUACAAGCUUUAUCAUAUGGAACACGGCACAUUAUAGAGGCACUUACUCAAGCUGGUUACGAGCCAUUUAAGUCUUUAUUAAUUUGUGGUGGUUUAGCCAAGGAUCCAUUAUUUGUCCAGAUUCAAGCGGAUUCUGUCGGACUGCCUGUAUUAAUGCCACAUGAAAAGGAAUCGGUUUUAGUAGGCGCUGCUAUAUUAGGAGCCUGUGCAUCACAAUAUUUUAAUACUAUGCAAACAGCUAUAAAAAAUAUGGGUGGUCAAGCCAACGUUAUCCAACCAAAUGCUUUUAUGAAAUCAUUCCAUGAUAAAAAAUAUAAUGUCUUCAUUAAAAUGUUCCAAGAUCAGUUGCUGUAUAGAAAGAUGAUGAAUUAAAUUGGUACUUUUGUACAUAUUGUAUGAAUGUAGUAAGAAAUGUAAA